AGUUUAAACCUCCCCCAAAACAACUGGAUUCCCAUGAUAAAUAAAACAGGGGGAGGUUUUAUAUUGCUGCUGGCCCCACAGACACAAACCAGUCAGAUUCAGCUCUGCCUGCAGUGCAGAGUCAACUUAGUGAGAAGACUUCUUUUGUCCAAAUAUACAGCCAAACACGGGAGCGAAAAUAAAGCAUAUGCUCUAAUAUCUGCUGAAGAGGACGCCAGUAUAAGCGAGGAGGUGAAACCAGUUUGAACUGCCCUCAUGGCUCCUUCCAGCCGCUUGGUCCUGCUUCUACAGCUCCUUGGCUACAUAUCAGCUGGUCUGGCCUGUUACUGUGAACGGUUCUCCUGGGGACCCUGGUCUGCCUGCUCCAGGACCUGCAACCACGGUACACAGUACAAGGACAGGAUAUUUCAUAAAGAUGAAUAUUUCUGGCAGAAAAGCUGUGAAAAUCUGUGUCCGAAACGAGAAUGGAGAGCAUGUAACGAGCAGAGCUGUCCAAUCAACUGCCUGCUGGCAGAGUUUGGGCCUUGGUCUGACUGCUCACCCUGCGCCAAGAAACAGUUGCGGACGAGGUCUGUCCAGAGGCCGUCCCAGUUUGGUGGAUCAGCCUGCAGUGAGGAGCUGACAGAGGAGAGGAUCUGUUUCCCCUCCACUGAGUGCAAGUUACUACCCAUCGACUGCAAAGACAACUUCAAGUGUGAUAACGGACGCUGCAUCAACUCGGUGUUAACAUGCAACAGACAGAACGACUGUGGAGAUAACUCUGACGAGAGAAACUGUGUCGAGAGAGACUUGAAAACUGUGUGUCCAGCCGAGAAGAGAGUGGCCCCUGGGGCUGAUCUGCUGCAAAAUGGGUACGAUGCCAUGGCAGAGGAGUCUAGGGGAGAGGUACUGGACAACAUGUUUAUGGGGGAAAUUUGCAACUUGAGGAGGCCUCAGAGUACGCUGGUCUACCACCGAGUCCCUCACAACUUUGAGUCAUUCAACAUUACGGUUGGAGUGGUGGAGGACUUCAGCUACAGGCCCCAGCCGCUGCACACUGAGAUUGUCGACCCCAGGGUAAAGGACCCUGUGGUCACUUCAUCUGGAAGCGUCAAUGCCAACAGCCUCUUCUUCUUCCCUGUGUUUUUCUUCUCUGGCUCAUCUAGGACGCAAUUCAUGUCUAACACCGAGGCUUUUAAAGCAUCAAAGAAAAUGGACUCCACGUUCUUCCGGGUGCACCAGCUUCUGCCUGUGUCCAAGUUUAAGUUGAAGGACCCGGAGGACCUUGUCCUGUCACUGCCUUUCCUCCAGUUCCUUCACGCUCUUCCUCUCGAGUACAACUACGCCCUCUACAGGGACAUCUUCAAGCGCUUUGGGACGCACUACUACAGCUCAGGCAGACUGGGAGGCCACUAUGACCUGCUGUACCAGUACAACCGAGAGGAAAUCAAAAGUUCAGAUGAAACAGUAGAGCAUGUCAAAGGCUGCCUAAAUCGAGAGACCACCUGGACCAUCAUCCUCUACACCGAACACAGCAGAGUAUCUCGAUGCGAUGACAACAAGAUGACUAAGAAAUAUGAAGGCUCGUUCAUUCAGGCAGCAGAAAAGUCUUUCUCUUUGGUCAAAGGAGGUCGAACCAGAGAGGCAGCAGCUUUGGCCUGGGAGAGGCAGGGCUCAGCUCCGGACCAAACAACCUUCAAGAACUGGGCCAAGUCUGUACUUGACAAUCCUGCUAUAGUCGAGAGCAAGGGGCUUUCCAUCAUAGAUCUGGUUCGGGGGAUCCCAUGUGCUGUCACAAAGAGGAGACACCUGAGGAAGGCCCUGCUGCAAUACUCAGAUGAGUUUGAUGCCUGCAAGUGUGCUCCCUGCCCCAACAACGCCAGACAAAUUCUCUCUGGCACAGAGUGCAAGUGUGUUUGCCAAACCGGAACAUUUGGCACUAACUGUGAACAACGAGCUCCUGACUACACUUCAGACAAAGUGGAUGGUUACUGGAGCUGCUGGGGCCCAUGGAGUCACUGUGCAAUCACAAUGAAGAGACAUCGAACCAGGCAGUGUAAUAAUCCUGCCCCCCUCAGAGGAGGCGAACCCUGCAAGGGCCCUGCCAGACAUGAGGAACAGUGUCACAUCUCCAUCUUUGAAAGACAGGAGACCUGUGACAAUGAUAACGACUUCACUGUGGGCUGGAGGGACGAGCUGCCUCCUGGUGUGCAGGGCUGUCUGAGGCCACAGAAUCCCGCCAACAGCGUCCUCAGGAAAGGGAAGCAGUAUUAUAACUUUGGUGAGGAUGAGGAGUUCCAGUGCUACAGUGGAUUUGAACUGGACGGUUUUCAGUUCAUCAAUUGUCUUCCUGAUGGGACGUGGAGUCAGCCAAAUGGAAGAUGCAUCAUGAGACGGUGCCUUCCUCCUGAAAUCCCUGAUGGUAUGAAGCUGUUACCCUACAAAGAACAGUACAAAGUCAGGGAAUCAGUGAGCCUGAACUGUGACGAGACGGGCCUGGUGCUGUCUUCACAAAACUUCUACAAGUGCAGCGACAGUUUGACCUGGGAGCCUCCAAUACCUGCUGACCUACAGUGCAUUAAUGAGAACACGUUUGUUCCUGAGGGACAGUGCCGUCCAGGAGAGAGGCUACAGAACUCUCAGUGUGUCUGUAUUCAACGGGAGAGCUGCCUUUCACAGCCGGAGAGUCUCUGUAUCCUGAACAUAGACGUCGGUGUCACCAUGUCAAUGUCCCUCUGCUCCUUCCUUGCCGGCCGUUGCCACAAUGAUCCGCUCUUCUUUGUCAGCGAGGGCGUAUGCGAGGAGGACAAUUCAGCCCAACUGGAGUGGGCCAAGUUCAGAGCCCAAAUGUCCUCUAAGAGCUCUGUGCAGGUGCCCUGCGAACAUGACACCUGUUUUGAAUGGGAGACCUGCUCUGCAUCGAAGAAGUGUGAGUGCAAAGCUGCUCGGGACUGCCCCAGAUCUGAAGAGCGCAUGUUCUGUGUGAAGCUGACCAGGAACCAGAGUACUCGUAGCAUGAACCUUUGUUCUAUGGCCGCCCUUAAAUGUGCUAGUUAUCAGUUUGAGAUUCUCAAUGAAGGCGUCUGUGAGUCCAGAUGAUCCCCCAAAAGCUUUUUCUCCGAAUUCAUCCAACAAUACUAUGUUUAAAAUAAUAUUCAGCAGUCAGCCAGUUUAAUUACAGCCAGUGUGAAAUAUUUACACAUGCUUAAUGUGCUUCACAUGUAAUAAUAAAAACAUAAAAUCAUAA
Molecule: messenger RNA, 3226 nt
Organism: Dicentrarchus labrax (European seabass)
Lineage: Eukaryota; Metazoa; Chordata; Actinopteri; Moronidae
Gene: c6.2
Product: complement component 6
Exons: 18
Coding region: 256-3078 (940 amino acids)
Biological process (GO): immune response
Cellular component (GO): membrane attack complex
Molecular function (GO): protein binding
Source: RefSeq, a predicted model, not a curated record